This is a messenger RNA of Austrofundulus limnaeus, 2703 nucleotides long. RefSeq names its product exonuclease 1 (gene exo1). Gene Ontology annotation, biological process: DNA recombination; mismatch repair. The record is from RefSeq and is a predicted model, not a curated record. The transcript is spliced from 15 exons. Gene Ontology annotation, molecular function: DNA binding; 5'-flap endonuclease activity; 5'-3' DNA exonuclease activity. Bases 113 to 2590 code for a protein of 825 amino acids. NCBI's taxonomy places the organism in Eukaryota, Metazoa, Chordata, Actinopteri, Cyprinodontiformes, Rivulidae. Gene Ontology annotation, cellular component: nucleus.
GUUCUCAUGAAGUACGUAUUUUUACCGCUAAAACCAAAGUAGUUUUUCUGUUGCGUUGUCUGUCUAUGUGGAAUUUAGCAAAAGAAAGUGUGUGUAAUCUGUGCAGCUGAAAAUGGGAAUCUCUGGAUUGCUGCAGUUCAUCAAAGAUGCAGCGGAGCCCGUCCAUGUGAAAAAAUAUAAAGGCCAAACGGUGGCUGUCGACACGUACUGCUGGCUGCAUAAAGGAGCUUUCUCUUGUGCCGAGAAGCUCGCUAAGGGGGAACCAACUGACCAAUAUGUGUGGUACUGCAUGAAGUUUGUGGACAUGCUGCUGAAUUUCGGUGUCAAAGUCAUUCUUGUGUUCGAUGGGCGCAACCUGCCUUCCAAAAAAGAGGUGGAAAAAGCUCGCAGAGAUCGCAGAGAAGCCAAUCUUCAGAAAGGCCGACAGCUGCUGCGUGAAGGUAAACUGUCCGAGGCCCGAGACUGUUUCACCCGCUGUGUGAACAUCACCCCCGCCAUGGCUCACAACCUGAUUAAGGCUGCGAGGAACAGAGGAGUGGACUGUGUGGUGGCUCCGUAUGAAGCUGAUGCUCAGUUGGCUUACCUGACUAAAUCUGGUUUGGCUCAGGCCGUCAUCACAGAGGACUCGGACCUGCUGGCGUUUGGCUGCAAAACGGUGAUUCUAAAAAUGGACAAGCAGGGUAACGGGCUGGAGGUAGACCAGAGUAACCUGGGCCGCUGUCGCUCCCUGGGCAACGUUUUCACAGAGGAGAAGUUUCGCUACAUGUGCAUCCUGGCCGGCUGCGACUAUCUGCCCUCCCUGCAUGGCAUCGGACUGGGGAAGGCCUGCAAGCUGCUGAGGCUGGCCAAAGACCCCGACAUCCUUAAGGUGAUCAGGAAGAUGGGCCAGUACCUGAAAAUGAAUCUGGUCGUCCCCGAUCCGUACGUGGAGGGAUUCGUCAAAGCCAACAACACCUUCCUGUACCAGCUGGUGUUUGAUCCGGUCAGGAGGAAAGUUGUUCCGUUAAACCCAUACCCCGAGAACAUGGAUCCUGCCACCCUCAGCUACGCUGGACUACAUCUAGAAGAGGACAAAGGUUUGGAAAUGGCCCUGGGAAACCUUGACAUCAACACCUUGGAGAGGAUCGACGACUUCAAUCCAGACCAACCCACCGUCCAGAGGUGUAAAGCCCGCAGUAACAGCUGGAACGACUCUGCGGCCGCAGCUGGACCCAGCAUCUGGAGCAGGGGUUUCACACCCACCUCCGCUGGCUCCACUCCCCGCCCUGCUGCCUCUCCAGACCGGCCUCCCUCCACCAGGGGGAAGGAGAGGGUCGUCAGCUUGGGCAGACUGAGGCUUCCCUCCAGGGAGCAGCAGGUGAAACGGCCCAGAGAAGGUGAGCUUCCAGUUUUCUGGGCUGCUUUCGUAGAGAGGCGUGAACUGUGGUGUCAGAUAAAGUCUAAUGUUACAACUAAUCAUGGAUCCCUUUCAAUACAUUUUGGGGAAAUGAUUCRAGCUUGUUGUUCAGCUGAWCUUAUUUAUUUUGCAGACUCWUAUUUGUCGGACCAGGAAGUCCUCCARCAGUAUUCCUCUCCCGAACAGAAGCGAUSCAAGCCAGAACAGCAGCCAGACAAGUCUCCGUUCAGCCCUCAGCCCCGACCACGCAACCGCUUCGCCACGCUGCUGCAGAGGCGGAACCAGGAGGCGGAGGAGGAGGCGGGUCGGCCCACCCGCAGCAGAUUCUUCAGCAGCUCUGGCUCAGAAACSAGCCUGARCACAGGGGAGUCCAACCAGGGGGCKGAGCCUAUGGACACUGACCCUUCUGAGGACACGUCCCCCCUCGGUGUUCAGACUCCUGACCAUGACGGUCUUGAUGCCCCAUCUGUGGUUACCCCUAGCCCGCCUCUCUCCUCCAGCAGCUCGCCCUCCUGCUCAGCCAGCCGGGGUCUCAAGCUGUUCCAGUGGUCAGGCAGCACCGCCUCAAGCGAACGCUCGUGGAGCACGUCCGCCUCAGGCCUCGGCACCCUGCAGAGGUUUCAGUAUAAGAAGGAGAGUGGCUCGUCUCAGAAGGUCCACGGCCUCUUUGAAGGCUCGGCACCCACGCGGUCCUCCUCUCCUGUUAGAAAUCUGGAGGGCGACCUCUCUGACUCACCCCCCUCCCAGGACAGCGCGUACUGCUCCCAGUCCCAGUCCACCCGCAUGUCCUUCCACAAAGAAGAAGUUGCCACCGACGGAGCGAAGGACGCUGCAUCUGAAAUGAAUUCAAGCACUGAUGUCGAACCAGAACCAGACUUUUGUUCUGAAGCAGAAAGGAAGCCUGGUGUGCCGGCAGGGUCAAAGGUUUCUGGACUGUCAAAACUGAAGUCCAGCAGUGGGGGUCAAACAGCCAGGCUGCCGUCUUUGGGUCCAGCCAGAGCCAGCGGUCUGAGGAAGAAGAGCGCUGGUUCUGCAAAGAAAUGCUCCUUGGCGAAUAACGAGAACAAUCCUGGUGUCCAGGCCACCAUCAGCAACCUGUGGAAGAACUACAGCUUCAAAAAGGAUGCUCAGAAGAUGACUUCCUGUAAGAAGGAGCCCAUGUCUCCUGUCAAAGACAACCUGCUGGUCAGCUGACCUCAGCCAACAUGAACUGUUCCACAUCAUUAGACGCUGAACUUUUAAACACGUCAUCAACUUGUAUUUCUUACUGUAAAAUUUAAAAUAAAACAAGAGUUUAAAAAAUUCAA